AUGGAAUAUUUUUGGAAUCGAACCGGAACCGCAAUUUUUGAAUCAUUGGGGACCGGACCCGGAAACGCGGUUCCGGUUCCCGGUUUGGUCCCGGGAGCUUCACAAAAAAAUGAUCAACGAAUACAAAGUCUUUUUUAUCGUAAAUCAAAACUUGAAAGUGUCAGUGAAACAUCAGCAUUAUUAAGUGGAUUUGCUAUUGUUGCAAUUGUUGAAUUAUCAUUAGAUUCAUAUAAAGAUUAUAGUUCAAAUAAUGGUUUAAUAAUAUGUUAUGCAAUAAUAUCAUGUUUAUUAGUCGGAAUUCAUUUACUUGCUUUACUAAUGUCAAUGUGUAUAUUACCUGAAUUAAAAAGUGUUAUACGUCAAAGUGAUUGUUGGAUAAAUAAUGAAAAUAAUAAACCAUUAUCAUCAUUAAAUAUUUACAUUGAAAUUGCAUGGGUUGUAUCGACUGGUCUUGGUCUUUUUUUAUUUCUUAUUGAACUUGGUAUUAUAAUAUGGAUUAAAGUAAGCAGUUUUUCACGUUUAGCUGCUAUAUCUUCACUUAUUACAUUGUGUCUUGUUGGUUGUCCAUUUAUUAUAUUUGCUGUUGGUUUUUAUAUUCAUGUAUCAAGAGCCAAAGUUUAUUUACAUCAAAUAAAUUUAGAAAAAGUUGAACGUGGUGCUAUUGCUCAUGGACUUUUUUUAAAUAAUCCAGUUAUUAAACCACCAACAACUGUUGAAUUUCAUAUAGAUGAAGAUCAUUCAAUGUAA
Molecule: messenger RNA, 747 nt
Organism: Rotaria sp. Silwood2
Lineage: Eukaryota; Metazoa; Rotifera; Eurotatoria; Philodinida; Philodinidae
Source: the annotation of a GenBank genome assembly